Molecule: messenger RNA, 2048 nt
Organism: Rubroshorea leprosula
Lineage: Eukaryota; Viridiplantae; Streptophyta; Magnoliopsida; Malvales; Dipterocarpaceae
Source: the annotation of a GenBank genome assembly
AAGGUAUUAACUUCACUACGCUUCUCUCUCUGCAAUUACUCUUGAGAGCUUCUCUUUCUAUAACUCGGAGUAUUGCUAACUUGAGCGUCGGAGUGUUUUCCCCGAGGAAACAUCCUCGGGAUUUUCAGGAAGACAAAGUGCCUGAGGUCGUAAGACUUACGCUCGCCAAGUGAUGCCAGUAGACAAAAAUAGACCCUUAAAACAACCAUUUGAAGAAGCGGAAUGGGAGAAUAGACCCAUUACAUUCAGUCCUACUGAUUAUAAACGGACAGGGGUAGAGCCUGAUGUUGUGAUGCCUGAUGCAGACCCCUUCGUGGCAACAGUUCGCAUAGGCAAUCAUAACGUCAAUAAAGUCUUCAUUGAUACAGGUACGGAACUGUGGUUUAGGAUGGCGUCCAUCAGCUUCUUGAUGGUUAAGAUGGAGUCAGCAUACAAUGCCAUAAUUAGGAAAGCCACGCAUUGCGAGCUAAAAGCUAUCAUUUCCCAACCACACCUCAGCAUGAAAUUCCCAACUCCUCAGGGAAUAAGGGCGAUGAGCAUCUCUAACAUAGACCACCGUCCAGAGAAUGUUGAACAAAAAGCUGAACCAGUUGAGCUAGUAAAAACCGUUCCAUUGAACCCCAAUGAUCCAGAAAAGACGGUGAAAAUUGGAACUAAGCUCACAAAGAAAGAGAGAGAAAAGCUCCUGGAGUUCUUAAAAGCCAACCAAGAUGUCUUUGCAUGGAUAACAGAUGAAAUGCCCAGAAUUCCGGCAAAAUUGGAAGUCCACAAGCUUAGCACAGACUCGACCAGAAGACCAGUGAAGCCCAACGGCAAGUGGAGGAUGUGCAUUGGCUUCACCAACUUGAAUGAGGCGUGCCUUAAGGAUCCCCACCCAUUGCCUAAUGUUGAAAAGUUGGUAGAGCAAGCUGCUGGUCAUGAACGCAUGAGUUUUUUAGAUGCCAGUUCGGGAUAUCAUCAAGUUCAGUUAUGGUUGGAUGACCAGGAGAAGACAGCAUUUUACGCAAGGGAUGCAAUUUAUUACUAUGUUAUGAUGCCAUUCGGUUUAAAGAAUGUUGCUGAGGAUCAUAUUGACGACCUGAAGGAAAACAUUUCAAAACCUACACCGAGUGCAGAUGAGGUUAAACCCAUUGAAAUGUACAUUUGCUGUGGAAUCGGGCAAAUUCCUAAGUGGACGAAUGAAUGCCAACAAGCUUUUGAUGAGCUCAAGCAAUACCUAGCGUCACCACCUUUACUCUCCAAGCCUGUUGAAGGGGAAAAAUUGUACUUGUUUCUGGGGAUCACAGAGGAGGCACUUAGCUCAGUUCUGCUAAGGGAGCAAGAUAAACAUCAGAAGCCAAUCUGUUAUAUCAGUAAAGUCUUGCAAGGCGCAGAACGAAAUUAUCCCAUUACUGAAAAGGCUACUUUUGCACUCGUCUGCACCGCCCGAAAGCUAAGGGCCUAUUUGCAAUCUCACGAAAUUGUUGUCUACACCGACCUACCGCUAAAAAAGAUAUUGCAGAAGCUGGAGCUUUUCAGUUGGCUAAUUGGGUGGGUGGUCGAGCUGAAUGGUGCAGCAAGUGUUGAAGGAUCAGGGGCAGGGACAAUGCUAAUAGGCCCAAAUGGUUUCAAAUCUGAGCAUGCACUGAGAUUCAACUUUAAGACAACGAAUAAUGCCGUCGAGUAUGAAGCACUCAUUUAUGGUCUAAAAGACCCUCAGCUCAGUCAUUACGCAUCUGUGGUCAGCAGGAUGAAGGCAAGCUUUAUUUCAUUUCAGAUUGAUAAGAUACCAAAGGCAGAUAAUAGACGAGUUGAUGAGUUAUCAAAGCUAGCUUCGUCGCAAGAUAUCAAUCCUCACAGAGCAACAGUUGUUGAGAUCCUUGACGCACCGAGCUACACUAACUUGAAGGACGAGUGCCUAAUCUUAAGUACAGAUCCCUCAUCGCCGAGCUAGACUAUGCCCUUAAUUAAUUACUUGUGGAAUGGUGAAUUGCCUGAGGAUCCAUCUAAUGCUCGAUUGGUUAGGCGUAGAGUGGCGCAUUUUUCCUUAAUUAAUGAUCAGUUGUAUA